This is a messenger RNA of Galdieria sulphuraria, 1500 nucleotides long. RefSeq lists its product as uncharacterized. The transcript has 4 exons. The record is from RefSeq and is a predicted model, not a curated record. NCBI's taxonomy places the organism in Eukaryota, Rhodophyta, Bangiophyceae, Galdieriales, Galdieriaceae. Bases 24 to 1466 code for a protein of 480 amino acids.
UUUGGGACGCUUGUCUCUUUAUUAUGAGUGGCUUGUUAUCGUCAACCUAUUUGUCCCAUAGAAUACAACAAUGUGCCAUCGAAACGAGAAGAAAACAACAAAGAGAACACAGAAAUGUUCUUGUAUAUUUUACAAAUUUAUUCCUAAAUUGCUUGUUGACGCUCUUACUAACCAUACCAUCCGUCGUGUUGUGUUCUCUCUUGUUGAAUUUUUCACUAGAUAUGGUGGAGUACAUAAGUGUUCUUUGGUGGGUAGACAAAGUUGCAGAUACACUAUCCAUUACGAUGAAUAGCUCGUAUAUAGAACCUUUUCUUUGGGCUCUUGCUCAAGUGCUGGUAGAACACGUCUUUGCUUAUUCGAUUCUCUAUUUGGUACGCAGAAGAAGGACGUUUCUAUUCUCUUCACUACUUCCAUUGAUAUCUCUCAUGGCGGUGCAGUGUCUAUUCGUCCUUGGCUUCGAAACUUCUAGAGGUUAUCUUGCUUUUCAAGACAAAGCAAUAUCCAGGGCUAUAUUCUGGGUGACUAUGUUAACCUUAACACUAGAGUUGCGUAAUGUACCAAGAAAAUACUGUAUUCUAUUUUCCAGAACAAUUUCUCUUUAUCUUGUUAGUUUAGUAGUUGGUUCGGUUGUGUUUAUUUUUCCUUGGAUAGCUUUGUUACAUGCCCUGUUGAUCCAGCUUUGGACGGGAAGCAAUGAACUUGGUGGCACUUUGAACGAGUUGUUUGAUUACCAAGUUCAUGUAUUGUUUACUUGUAUUCCUUGGUUUCUUUUGUUCGCAUACGCAUUCACUAUAGAUUUUCAUUUUGAUACAAAAUAUUUUUGGAAACUUUGGAAGCAACUGGAAAGAAAACAUGAAAAUGGGACACAUGCAGUUAUUUUACUUUUACUUUUUUAUUUGUUGAAACAAUUAUGUAUAUCAUUUGUUUCCAUAGGCAGUCAUAGUACUAAUAGUAAAACACUUGAUAGUCACCAAGAGCAGCUUACUACACCCAUGGAAGUAGGACAGAUAUCAGAGCAGAAUAAUAGUAAUAGAAAGGAAGAACAAAUUGUUACUCCAGUCUUAGAAGCAGUGUCUCCGCGUACUAAAGCUAGCAUUGAGGAAUGGACGGCCAAUUGUUCCGAAGAGGAACGCUUUAAGGUAUUUGAGUACAUGUUCAACAGCAAACGUGAUGAAUUUCAACGUUGUGGCGUGGCCCCUCCCAAAAUCGACCUGCAGUCCUUGUACCAACAAGCAUUAAGGGAAUCGCCAAAAAAGUGGAAUCUCUUAUUAGAUUCGUAUUUAUUGAGGGAAGGGGAAUUAUCAGACGGUGAUGAUUUGGAUCGUUCUUUUUCCAAUGACGUGAAACAAGUUACUGCACGUUUUCAACAAUAUCGCAAUCCAGAUGUAGUUUCAAUAUCAUCAUUAGCACAAGCUAUCCAAGGCACGAGCAAGUCGGAAUAUAUUAAACGUAAUGUGGAUCCUUAAAUGGCGCCAAAAUAAGAAAGAAAAAAUGCUCACG